CUAAAAAUCUAUGCAAAACUAACAUAUAAACAUUUAGUUUAACCUUAAAUUUGUUGAAACUAAGACGUGGUGUAUAAUAACUUAACUAUCUGUUGAAAUUCAUUGAAUAUGAGUGAUACGCGUGAACAAAUUUUGGAACAAAUUAAAGUGCAAGGCGAUCUCGUGCGUCAAUUGAAAGCUGCUAAGGAAACCAAAGAAAAGAUUGACGAUGAGGUUUCCCGCCUGCUGGCGCUUAAAGCCAAGCUCGGAGGCGAUGCAGCACCAGCCAAUCAGAAGUUCACUCUGAAGACGCCCAAGGGUACACGUGACUAUGCGCCACAGCAGAUGACGUUGCGUCAGAGCGUGCUGGACAAGAUUGUGCAGGUGUUUAAGCGUCAUGGCGGUGAAGCUAUUGAUACGCCGGUGUUUGAGCUGAAGGAAGUGCUUACGGGCAAAUAUGGCGAGGACUCAAAGCUGAUCUACGAUCUUAAAGAUCAAGGCGGCGAAAUUCUGUCGAUGCGCUAUGACUUAACUGUGCCGUUAGCACGUUAUCUGGCCAUGAACAAGAUCUCCAGCAUUAAACGCUACCACAUAGCCAAAGUCUAUCGGCGCGACAAUCCAGCGAUGACACGUGGUCGCUAUCGUGAGUUUUAUCAAUGUGACUUCGACAUAGCCGGCACACAUGAUCCUAUGCUGGCGGAUGCAGAGUGUGUCAAGAUUGUCGCAGAGGUGCUAGAUACGCUGGAUAUAGGCGACUAUGUGAUUAAGCUAAAUCACCGACAGUUGCUGGACGGCAUGUUUGAGGCAUGCGGUGUGCCCGCGAGUAAUUUCCGUGCGAUAUGCUCAGCGGUUGAUAAGCUGGAUAAGUCACCUUGGGAAGAUGUGCGCAAGGAAAUGGUCGACGAGAAAGGACUAGAUGGCGUCACUGCUGACAAAAUUGGGGAAUAUGUGCGUCUAAGUGGCGGCGCUGAGCUCGUAGAGCGAUUGCUGUCAGAUGAAAAGCUAAAGGCGGUGCCCAAUGCUGUGAAAGGAUUGGAAGGCAUGCAGCUGCUGCUUAAAUACUGCGCGCUCUUUAAUUUGGAUCAUCGCAUAAGCUUUGAUUUGAGCUUAGCACGUGGCUUGGACUACUAUACGGGUGUGAUCUAUGAGGGCGUGCUGAAAGGCGAACAAGAGCAAGGACCCUCAGCAGCGAAAACAGCACAGAAUGGCGAACCAGCAACGUCCGAGGCUGGCGGUACUGUGGGCUCUGUGGCAGGUGGAGGACGUUAUGAUAAUCUGGUGGGCAUGUUUGAUCCGCGUGGCAAAGCUGUGCCCUGUGUGGGCGUCUCUAUCGGCGUCGAACGUAUUUUCUCUGUGCUGGAAUCGCGUGCUCUAGCCAAUAAAACCAAGCUGCGCACCAACGAUGUGGAAGUGUUUGUAGCCUCCGCCCACAAGGGUCUGCAUGAGCAGCGAUUGCGUGUGCUCAAUCAGCUCUGGGCAGCGGGCAUUAAGGCAGAGCAUUCUUUUAAGCUCAAUCCUAAGCUUUUAGCGCAGCUGCAGCACUGCGAGGAGCAUCAAGUACCAUUGGCCAUUGUUUUGGGUGAUGAUGAGUUGUCCAAGGGCUUGGUUAAGCUGCGCGAGGUGACUACGCGUCAAGAGUCUACCGUGCCGUUGGCUGAGCUCUGUGCCGAGAUACGCCGCCGUCUGUCGCCUUGAAGAACUUGUGUCACUCACACU
Messenger RNA from Drosophila busckii, 1695 nucleotides. RefSeq names its product histidine--tRNA ligase, cytoplasmic (gene HisRS). Gene Ontology annotation, biological process: mitochondrial translation; histidyl-tRNA aminoacylation. The transcript is spliced from 5 exons. Gene Ontology annotation, cellular component: mitochondrion; cytoplasm. NCBI's taxonomy places the organism in Eukaryota, Metazoa, Arthropoda, Insecta, Diptera, Drosophilidae. Gene Ontology annotation, molecular function: histidine-tRNA ligase activity; ATP binding. Bases 109 to 1674 code for a protein of 521 amino acids. The record is from RefSeq and is a predicted model, not a curated record.